Molecule: messenger RNA, 2653 nt
Organism: Dreissena polymorpha
Lineage: Eukaryota; Metazoa; Mollusca; Bivalvia; Myida; Dreissenidae
Exons: 1
Coding region: 1-2031 (676 amino acids)
Source: RefSeq, a predicted model, not a curated record
AUGGUUUAUUUACAAGAAUAUGAAUACAGCGGUUCUUACUCGUUUUCAGCUCACGGGCAGGCGACAGAUCUAUGGGACGGACAACUACCGCUGGAGCGUUCCCCCUUCCACGGUGGAAUGAUCGACCUGUCCGGAGUUCGAGCACCCGAUCAUAGCCAUGAACCCAACCAUACGCACUUCGGUCAAAGAGACACGCCCGGUCGCGAGAGACCAGCUUCGGCGGCCCUGGUUCCCCCGGAAACUUGGGACGGUAAAGGACAAGCGAUAGAUACGCAGCGACCGGCUGUUGGUAACAAUGACCUGCUGAGGAUGAACGCCGAUUUCCAGUUUUCCGGCGGUCAGGAACAGAGGGGAAAAACGGGUUCAAACUUGCGCACGUUUACAGACACGGCUCAUUCCCAUGGCCAUGGUCAUGGCCAUGGUCAUGAUCAUGGCCAUAUGAGUGCCACACCCUCGUCAUCGCUUCCCGCUGAUAUACAGAGUCUGUUUGAUCGAUUUAAUAUUGGAUCGAUAGACGCCCUGAGCGCACGUUUGAAUAGUCUGACUACUCAAGCGCCUUUCGCCUCGUCGGUAGUGGCGGACGCGUCGGCUGCUGCUUCCUCUUCAGCAUCAUCAUCAUCGUCUUCCUCAUCAUCCAACUCAGGCGUCGCAGCAGAAAUAUCGCCGGCGGUCAAUCCUGGAAUUGAUGUUCACGCACAUGCGCAUGAUGCAUCCAGCCCUGUUGCCGUCUUGGAUGCAUCAGCAACAAUGGCCAAGUCAUCGGCGAAUACCAACAGCACCACGAACACAACAAGCACCAAAUCAGUAAAAACAACAUCGAUCAAAGUCACCACAGUUGUAAAAGGCGGGACAGCCGCUGACGUUGCCGCGGCGGCUGCGUCGCAGGCGGAAAUAGCGCAGGCUGUAGCUCAGGGAAAGGCUGAGGGAAAAGAGCUCAACAGUUCGUCGAUCGCGGACAUUGCAGCGAAGGCCAACAGCAAAAUAGGCGCAAACUCUUCUGGUAACGAUGCAUCUCUUAUCGCACCCGAGUCAAAUCUUCCCGUCGGUUCCAUUACGGUCAAGCGCCAGAAGAACGGAGAGUCGAUCAUAACCCUGAAUGACGGUCAAGGGCAGCCAGUGGUGUUACGCGCCAAUGGUCCUGUGCAAAUCGAGCGCAUCGUAAAGCCAGACGGAAAGAUCCAGUUUCUCAUAAACCCGGUGAAGCCUAAACCACAGUCGAGCACAAUUAACCCGGCGGAUAUGGAGAUAGAGCCGGAGGAAAUGUUUACUACGACAAUGGCUUCUAUGAUCAUAUCCGACCCGAACCCCAGCACAACCGUCGCAACGCAGAGUCCCGAUGCGAGUUUCCAGGAUGCCGUGGCCCUUACGAGCGUCGCAGCUGAUCUUGGUCUUAUAGAUAAGUCGCCGUCACUCACGGAGGCGCUCGUGACAAACGCUCUUCUUCAAACGCCUACGGGACCCGCUGUGGCGCAGACGACUACAGCGCCGCCGGCUGUUGGUCCUAAAGCCGAAAAGGGUGCCAUUGUUUCGAAAAUGGUGACCGGAAGUGGUGACAAUGUUUCAAAAACGGCGGCUUCAAGUGGCAUCGUCCAGCAUUCCGGCAAUUCCGGAAGCGUCCCAAAUAUUGCUUCUCUGAAUCAACAGGCGAUUAACGACGUUUCACAGAACCCCUCCAAUAACCAAAAUAAUGCAAAGAUAAACGAUUUGUUUACGGGUUUGUUUCCGGAUUUAGGGUCGGGUUUAUUCAGCCUCUUCGAAUCGCCCCGUAUUCCGCCACCUCCGCGGAUCGCGGGACCCCAUAUUGGCAACCGCGGUGUUUUAAAUCCAUUCGUAAGUGACACUAACCUUUUUAACGUGAACAAAGACAUUGGCCUACUGCGCCCUUCGCAGUUGCCUCCCGUCGUGAAUCAAUCGCCAUUGUCAACAAUGGCGCCUUCGACAGGCGGAAACGUAGCCGCUGGGACGGUAGAACUUAAUCCUAACCCGCCAUACAAUCUGGUGGACGUUGUGCCCAGUGUAAUGCGAAGAUAAACCUACCACGGCACUCAUACAGUGCCGAUUUUGUUGUUAUUGAUGCAUAGUUAAGAGGAAGUUUUCAUUGUUGGUAAUUGCUGCAUUAUUAAGAUCAUUAUUUGGCUACGGUGGUUGAAAUGUUUUGUUGUCAUGUAGUUGCUGCAAUAUAAAGACGGUGAUUUUAAUACUGGUGUUAAUGCAGUGUUUUAGGGUGUGAUACUUGAAUGUAAGCCGCCGGAAGUGGAUUUUUCAGCGGCGUGUUGUCAGCGAUGGUAUGUCGUGUUAUCUGAACAUGUGGUUAAACUGUGAAUCCUGGGGAAGAUUGGUCCUCGUCAUACAGUGUGAACAGGACCCUUGAGCUUAGUAUUUACUAUGUUGUUUUAUAAGAGCGUCUCUAAAGCAAAACUAUUAAGAACAAAUUAUAAAUGUGAAAUUCGCAACGCAUUUUGAUUUAUGCAUCGUAAAGUGAACAUUCGAUACGACUUUUUACGCCCCCGGAUCGAAUGAUCGGGGAUAUACUGUUUUUUGGCCUGUCUGUCUGUCUGUCAUUGUAAGUGUGUGUCUUUCCCAAAACUUUAAGGAUGGUCAUAACUUUUGCAAUAUUGAAGAUAGCAACUUGAUAUUUGGCAUGCAUGUGUAU